GAUGAGUAUGAAAGAAGAGUUUUCCCGUGACAUUGAGAGAAACCAAGAGCUUUCCCAAUUCAUGACGCAACAAUUGCAACAAGAUCAAAAUAAUACAGAGUCAUCUACUGUCGGUAACCGCCCCACGGGGCAGCCAAUUUCCUCAGUGAACAAAUCCAAUAUGCCUAUCACGGUAACAAAUGUCAUUCCUAAUGACAUUUGUUAUCACGUGUUUGAGAUCGCUGCUGAAGCAGACGUCUCAAAAAGCCUAUUUGAUUACGUUCGUCGUCGAGGGAGAGGCAUAAGCAUCCUUAGUGGGAAUGGAGAGGUGGCACAAGUCACACUUCAGCAAUCCACAGAAAAAAUUGUAACCCUUCAUGGACGGUUCCAAAUUAAUUCGAUAUCUGGAACAAUCCCCAAAUCGCCCACACGGGCAGAUGUGGAAGGUUUGAUUGUUAAAUUGUCUGAUUCUAAUGGACAAGUGGUUGGAGGAAAUGGAUAAUCAAGAAGUGGCGUGCCUCGAUGAAGAUGAACAUGUGGCAGAAAUUGAUGGUAAUCAUUCAACAUCUUCUUAGGGUCGUAUGUUCGGGCAAGAUAUGACUGCAAGCGCAACUUCACCGCCAAAAUCUCUUUGAUUAUAGCUAGAUAGAAUGUUAUUUGCAUAUCGAUGUUCAAUUAGGACAUAUAAUUAAUAAUAUUAUGCAUAACUUCGGUUUGAUUUUAAUUUAUUAUGAUAUAUCUAGGUGAAUAAUUUGGUGGCUGCAAUAAAGUUUUUAUAUUGAUAUUUGUCUUAA
This is a messenger RNA of Lathyrus oleraceus (garden pea), 773 nucleotides long. RefSeq names its product AT-hook motif nuclear-localized protein 27. NCBI's taxonomy places the organism in Eukaryota, Viridiplantae, Streptophyta, Magnoliopsida, Fabales, Fabaceae. Gene Ontology annotation, cellular component: nucleus. The coding region runs from base 2 to 481 and encodes 159 amino acids. The record is from RefSeq and is a predicted model, not a curated record. Gene Ontology annotation, molecular function: minor groove of adenine-thymine-rich DNA binding; DNA-binding transcription factor activity. Gene Ontology annotation, biological process: vegetative to reproductive phase transition of meristem. The transcript is spliced from 2 exons.